This is a messenger RNA of Vairimorpha ceranae, 126 nucleotides long. RefSeq lists its product as hypothetical. The transcript has a single exon. Bases 1 to 126 code for a protein of 41 amino acids. The record is from RefSeq and is a predicted model, not a curated record. Lineage: Eukaryota; Fungi; Microsporidia; Nosematidae.
AUGAGGUCUGGAAUAUUCUGGUGUCUUGUCUUGUUCGUGUCAAGUUAUUUCUUACCAAUAUUUCAUGGGGUAACUUUUUGUUUUAUAUUUAUAGUAAUGUUAUUGUUUGUAAACAAACAAUAUUAA